AACAGCGCCUCACGAUCUACGAGACAAUUUGCCUCGAUUUUCCACGACAUUCGCAGCUCCCGCCCAUGUGAUGGUCCCGUCAGGGGAUGACUUUGUCGUGGACGACGAGGAUGAAAUCCUAGGAGCCCCCGGCCGCUCUCGGGCACGAAGGGCAAAUGCGCGAGAAGACGCUCAAAAUUUUGAGGUAACGCGGACAUGGGAUUUACUGACUGAAGAUGCCGACGGCACCAUUACUGGCGCUGUCGAAGGUCUGCUCGAAGCAGGAAAGAGGAAGAGGCUCCUCAAGGAUACCACUCCUCUUCAGCGCGGGAUUAUUCGACACCUGAUCCUCAUACUGGACAUGUCAUUAUCGAUGAAUGAGAAAGAUCUACGACCAACUCGUUACCUCCUCACCCUCCUCUAUACCGAGACGUUUAUCCGGGAAUUCUUUGAGCAAAAUCCCAUCUCUCAGCUAGGCAUUGUGGGCAUGCGCGAUGGGAUUGCAGUUCGUAUCAGUGAUAUGUCUGGUAACCCCACCUCUCAUCUAGCCGCCAUACAAAAGAUCCGCAAGGAAGAACCGAAAGGGAACCCAUCUUUGGAAAAUGCCCUCGAAAUGGCGCGUGCGGCCCUUUUUCACGCUCCUAGCCAUGGUACACGCGAGAUACUGCUAGUAUUUGGCGCUCUUCACACGUCCGAUCCCGGCGAUAUCCAUCGCACGAUAGAUAGUCUGGUGGCGGACAAAAUCCGAGCCACUGUCAUCGGGCUGGCGGCUCAAGUGGCUAUUUGUGCCGAACUGGUCUCAAAGACCAAUAAUGGCAAUCUGGCCAAUUAUGGCGUGGUCCUCCACGAACAGCACUAUCGCGAGCUGUUCAUGGCCGUCACGACACCACCAGUCACCAGCCAGGCGACCAAAUCGGCCAAUUCCCUGUUGAUGAUGGGCUUUCCUUCGCGAACAGUCGAAGAUCAUCCGUCACUCUGUGCCUGUCAUACAAGGCCCUCCCGGGACGGAUACUUAUGUUCUCGAUGCAGUGCAAAGGUUUGCAGCUUGCCCAGUGAAUGUCCCGUCUGCGGGCUGACGCUGAUUCUGUCAACCCAUCUUGCGCGGAGCUACCAUCACUUGUUUCCGCUUGUCAACUGGCUUGAGGUGCCUUGGUCAGAGAGCCACCGAAGUACAGCAUGUUUCGCCUGCCUGAAGUCUUUCCCAUCUGCACCGCCUACAGAGUCACGGGAAUCAACCUCAAUCUCCGCGACAAGCAGUAGAUACGAAUGCCCUGUUUGCCGCCGGCACUUUUGUAUCGAUUGUGACCUCUUUGCUCAUGAAGUGGUGCAUAAUUGUCCAGGCUGCCAGAGUGCAAGGAUGCAAACAAGUCUGAUGGGUGAGACAGAGGUGGAAGUCGAUAACAUCAACCGCAACGAGGCACCGACCCACAAUGGCAUCGACGUCUCAAAUGGAGAUCCGAUGAACAUAGACUGAGGCAAAGGAAAAUGGAACGAUCCAGAAUAACAAAGAAGACGAUAAAGCAAAUUCUUGCCUCCUCUACAUCCUGGGCAGCGUUUUGGACUACUGAAGUAUUCCUCAUUCGAGAAAAUACUGCCCCAUAUACGUGCAAGAAAACAUGAGCUCCCUGUGGCGUAGAAAUACACCAUUUUAUUUGGUUCACUCAAGCCCUGAGCAUUGACUCCAUUUACGCACCUAAUGCAUCGCGCCAAUAGAGACUCGAACAUCGGCCAGCUGGGCUGGCCACGGGUCAGGGAGACUGUCUGCAUGGUCUUUCCGAUCACGUAACAUCUAUUUGCUGCCGAAUACACAUGAAGCAUACUGCCAAAAGCAGACAGGCAUUUGGUGCAAGGCUGACACUUUGUCAAGGUCUUGCUGAUGUGUUCUCAGGCCUUGACUAGGCAUGAGAAGGUCACCGAACGCCUUUGAGCAGAGCAAUACGGAAACCUCAAUAAUGCUGGUACUUACAUGAAGGCGCGAGACCGGCGGGACCUACUGUUAGCUGUCCUUGAACGUCAGCUUUAAUUGGAGCGAGAACGGCACAAGUGAUGGGUCCCAACACAUCGGAAAAGAGAGUAUCGUGCUCGCAAAUCUAGCAUUUCGGUAUGGACGACAUUUUCCCUCUCACUGGACGCGUCUUCUAUACCGGCUUGCCUCGGUGCAUUGUUGGUGUGGCUGUUGCCUGGAUACAUCCUCCAUUGCAAGGAUCUCAUCAAAACCCAGCCUGCCUCGUAUGAACGUCGUUUAAGGCUUUGGAGAGAAGUGUUGCGAUUCACGUGGAUGUGUUGCAGGACCGACGCAGGUUUGUCAGGUAGAGUGCCAUGGAAGGCCCAUCACAAAUUCGCUACAGGUGUCGUUGUUGCAAGACUCUCAUAAGCGCACCAGAGUAGAAGAUGCCCUUCCAUGGAUUCAGCACGGUACCCAGGGACUCAAGAUCUCCGCGCAAGGCAUCAUUGGUCCUUCAACGCCAGUCCAGAGCAUAUUGCUUCAAAUAGGUGACUGAGAUGCGGUAGACUAUGCCUGCUGCAACUAUCCGCAAAUUGCAACGGCUGGGUGAUCCCGCACAAGCUAUUGUCAUCAAAGGUGGAGCAAACCACUGUGCAACACUGUGCAACGCGCCUUGCGGUGAAAUGCUUUGUCACAGGCAAGGAGGAAGGAACAUGAAGCUGGGGAUCGAUUGCCAUUGAGCCCGCGUACUCCGUACUGUGUACUGUGUAUGCGGGCUUCGCAAUCGUGACCCACCCUGAGAAGAAGGGGAUAGAGGAAAAACGCGCUUCCAAGCUGAUUCCGGCGGAGCUUGAACCUGCCCGGCGCGACUGGCCGAAAGAAUAAAAUUGAAUUUGUCAGACUAAA
This is a messenger RNA of Exophiala xenobiotica, 2830 nucleotides long. RefSeq lists its product as uncharacterized. Gene Ontology annotation, molecular function: zinc ion binding. Gene Ontology annotation, biological process: DNA-templated transcription; nucleotide-excision repair; regulation of transcription by RNA polymerase II. NCBI's taxonomy places the organism in Eukaryota, Fungi, Ascomycota, Eurotiomycetes, Chaetothyriales, Herpotrichiellaceae. The coding region runs from base 71 to 1453 and encodes 460 amino acids. The transcript has 2 exons. The record is from RefSeq and is a predicted model, not a curated record. Gene Ontology annotation, cellular component: transcription factor TFIIH holo complex; transcription factor TFIIH core complex.